Condylura cristata (star-nosed mole) is the source of this 957-nucleotide messenger RNA. Its product is annotated as olfactory receptor 7C2. Gene Ontology annotation, molecular function: G protein-coupled receptor activity; olfactory receptor activity. Gene Ontology annotation, cellular component: membrane. Gene Ontology annotation, biological process: G protein-coupled receptor signaling pathway. The transcript has a single exon. Bases 1 to 957 code for a protein of 318 amino acids. The record is from RefSeq and is a predicted model, not a curated record. NCBI's taxonomy places the organism in Eukaryota, Metazoa, Chordata, Mammalia, Eulipotyphla, Talpidae.
AUGGAAAGAAAUCAAACAGGAAAUUUUCUUCUCCUGGGAUUCACAAAAGAGCCAGACCUGCAGCCUCUGCUCUUUGGGCUAUUCCUGUCCAUGUACCUGGUCACUUUCACUGGAAACCUGCUCAUAAUCCUGGUCAUCUUCUCAGAUACCCAACUCCACACGCCUAUGUACUUCUUCCUCUCCAACCUGUCCUUUGCUGACUUCUGCUUCACCUCCACCACCAUCCCCAAGAUGCUAAUGAACCUCCAGACACGGAGCAGAGUUAUCACCUACGCAGGCUGCCUUAGCCAGAUUUUUUUCUUCAUCAUGUUUGGCUGCCUGGAUAACUUGCUCCUGACGGUAAUGGCUUAUGACCGCUUCGUGGCCAUCUGCCAACCCCUGCACUACACGGUCAUCAUGAACCCCCGGAUCUGUGGGCUGCUAGCUCUGGGGUCCUGGGGUAUCAGCAUCAUGGGCUCCCUGCUUGAGACUUUGACCCUUCUAAGACUGUCCUUCUGCAAAAACAUGGAAAUCCCACACUUUUUUUGUGACCUACCCGAAGUGCUAAAACUCACUUGUUCUGACACACUUCUCAAUAACAUAGUGGUAUAUUUUGUGACUAUUAUCCUAGGUGUUUUUCCUCUCUCUGGGAUCCUCUUCUCUUAUUCUCAGAUUUUCUCCUCCAUCCUGAGAAUUUCAUCAGCCACAGGAAAAUACAAAGCUUUUUCCACCUGUGGGUCUCACCUCUGUGUGGUCUCCUUAUUCUAUGGCACAGGACUUGGCGUCUACCUGAGCUCAGCAGCCACCUCAUCCUCUAGGACAGGUAUGGUGGCCUCGGUGAUGUACACCAUGGUCACCCCCAUGCUGAACCCCUUCAUCUACAGUCUUCGGAACAGAGAUAUGAAGGGGGCCCUGGGAAGACUCCUCAGCAGGGCCAUACCUCUCAGGGAUAGACUACCCCAGGACCCUCAUAACUAG